GGAUUUUGCUGAGCUAAAAGUGACGUUGCCAAGUCUCCAUGAAGCCGGCGACAGGUUCAAGACUGGGAGCAUGAAGACAACCUCGACUGCAACCUACUCGAAGGAUGAUGACUACGCAGUCGGAAACGUGGAGAACCUCGAGUUUGAGGACAACGAGCAGACAGAAAUGAAUCAAGGCAAAUACAGAAAAUCCACGGUUUUCCGUGUAGGAACUCGAGUUGAACGAGAGCUGGAUGGGCUUUGGUUUCCUGGCACCAUUACCGACGCCGAACCCGACAGCGACUGCUACGAAGUUGAGUAUGAUGAAGAUAUGAACCGAGAGAGUGAAGUUUCAGGUAGUGAACUGCGUCUCCUAGACCCAAGUCGGACACGAGAAAAACCAGUGCCGAACGAGUUAACCCCACAGCAACGAGAAAUACUACGGAAGGAUUCUUUGUUAAUGCAGACACCGGAUUACGACCCGAACAAGGCACCGACUGUCGUUCUGCAUCACCAAGGCGAAACUAAUGCAGCGUCUGGGUACAUUAUCAAUGGGCUUGAGAACAAUGUCGCAACUGGCAAUGGGUUGCGGGGCAUCCGCUGGUUACGGGGCAACUCGUUUUGAGCUGCUAUUACGCUAUUUAAAACGGAGCGUCUAGGACUCGCUUCAUCCUGUUUCUGAUUGCUCAAGACCAAGCUCGAGACGCAACGCGCGCUCGUAGCUUUCAAACGCGUCGUCGAGGAGGAACUCCUAGCAACAUUAUGCAGGCAAUAUACAGUCAGUCCACAGAUCUACUUUUGCUAUCAAAAUACUACUCACCU
This is a messenger RNA of Phytophthora nicotianae INRA-310, 801 nucleotides long. RefSeq lists its product as hypothetical. The record is from RefSeq and is a predicted model, not a curated record. NCBI's taxonomy places the organism in Eukaryota, Oomycota, Peronosporomycetes, Peronosporales, Peronosporaceae. The transcript is spliced from 2 exons. Bases 71 to 604 code for a protein of 177 amino acids.